CGGAUCACCUAGACCUCGUACCACCGGGCUCUCGGACUUGUUCAUCUAACGGGAACGGCCCUUAAACCCUAGUAAGAUUUCUCUAACCAAAGGCCCCUUCCGUCCGGCGAAUGCUUCUCUAGUUUCUGCACAUGAAAGAAAUGGGGACCAAAAAAUUCAAGGCCAAAACAUCUGACGACGACGUAGGCGCCCUCAAAUCCGAAGUAGCCUCAUUCGCUUCUUCCAUUGGCCUCUCUACUUCCGGUGCCCCCUCCUCCGGCUUCGACGAUUCUGAUUUUCGCAAGAAAGGCCCCCUUAAACCCCGACCCCAGAAACCCCACAAUGGAAACAGGUCACCGCUGAACAAGAGGGACAAACCCAAAAACAAUCAGCAGGUGACGGACACGAACAGAAUCAAAUCCGACUCCAGACCCAAACCCAAACCUGGAUUUCAACUCGAAAAUUAUGGUUCCAAAUUUGCCACCGAGAAGUUCAAGAAUUUACCUAAGCUUCCGCUGGUGAAAGCAAGUGCACUGGGGGUCUGGUACGUCGAUGCUGCUGAGCUGGAGGAGAAAGUGUUAGGAGGGCCGGAAGCAAAGAAGAAAGUUGAGAUUAAGAAUUUGGAGGAAUGGAAGGCUGUGGUGGAGAAGAAGAAGGAGCAGGGAGAGAGAUUGUUGGCUCAAUAUGCGCGGGACUAUGAGACUUCCAGAGGCCAAAGUGGAGAUAUUAAGAUGCUCAUUGCCACUCAGCGCUCUGGAACAGCUGUGGAUAAGGUUUCUGCUUUUUCGGUUAUGGUUGGAGAUAACACGGUUGCUAAUAUCAGAUCGCUUGACGUGCUUUUGGGAAUGGUGACUUCAAAAAUUGGAAAGCGCCAUGCCUUGACAGCUUUUGAAGUACUGAAAGAGCUUUUUGUUUCUAGCUUGUUACCAGAUCGUAAGCUAAAGACACUAUUUCAGCGGCCUUUAAAUCUUCUUCCUGAGACUAAAGAUGGCUACUCUCUUCUACUUUUUUGGUAUUGGGAGGAAUGCCUAAAAGAAAGGUAUGAAUGCUUUGUUUCUGCCAUUGAAGAAGCAUCAAGAGAUGUUUUAGCAAUACUUAAAGACAAGGCGCUGAAGACCAUCUAUACUCUGUUGAAGAGCAAACCAGAGCAAGAGCGUCGUUUGCUUUCUGCAUUAGUGAAUAAACUGGGUGAUCCUGGAAAGAAAGCUGCAUCCAAUGCUGAUUUUCAUCUGUCAAAGCUUUUAGCGGACCAUCCAAGCAUGAAGGCUGUGGUUAUUGAUGAAGUGGACAAUUUUCUUUUCCGGCCUCAUCUUGGGUUACAAGCCAAAUUUUAUGCUGUUAACUUCUUAAGCCAAAUUCGUUUAAGUCACAAGGGAGAUGGGCCGAAAGUGGCAAAGCGUUUGAUCGAGGUGUAUUUUGCACUAUUUAAGGUAUUGAUUUCUGAUGCCAAUAGGGAGCAUGGGACGGACAAAUGCAGUAAAGAAAAAACUAGAAAAAUUUCUAGUUCAAAAUGUAAUCCAAAGAAUGCUCCGCCAGAAUCUCAUGUUGAGAUGGAUUCCCGGUUAUUAACAGCUCUUUUAACAGGUGUGAAUAGAGCGUUUCCUUUUGUUUCUAGCGAUGAAUCUGACAAGAUUAUUGAAACCCAGACGCCAAUCUUAUUUCAGCUGGUUCAUUCUAGGAGCUUUAAUGUGGGAGUUCAAGCAUUAAUGCUUCUUGACAAGAUCACUACCAGAAAUCAAAUUGUUAGUGAUAGAUUCUACCGAGCCUUAUAUUCAAAACUCUUGCUACCAGCUGCCAUGAACUCUUCAAAGGAGGAAAUGUUUAUUGGGCUACUUCUAAGGGCGAUGAAAAAUGACAUCAAUCUAAGGAGGAUUGCUGCUUUCUCUAAGCGUUUGUUACAGGUUGCUCUUCAGCAGCCACCUCAAUAUGCAUGUGGAUGUCUUUUCCUCCUCUCUGAAGUUCUUAAAGCAAGACCGCCCCUUUGGAAUAUAGUGCUUCAGAAUGAGUUGAUUGAUGAGGACUUUGAGCAUUUUGAAGACGUGCCGGAGGACGAUGAAUAUGCAGCCAAUCCAAAACAAAAUGAAAUGGUUGAAUCAGCUAAUGCUCAGGGUGGUGCUAAUAUUGACAUGGAUUCUGAUGCCUUACCCAGUGAAGAUGGCUCUGCACCUUCUGAUUCUGAAGGCAAGGUUUCAGAUGAUGCAAAUGAUCUACUUCUGGAAGGUGGUCAACGUCAACUUCAGGGUUCCAAGCCAAUGGCUGAUGGUAGUGGGCUUGCGUCUGAAGUGACAACUAUUAGGACCACUUCCCCUGGAGGUUACAGCCCACGACACAGGGAACCUUUAUACUGUAAUGCAGAUCGUGCUAGUUGGUGGGAGUUGAGAGUAUUGGCAUCACACGUGCACCCAUCUGUUGCUACCAUGGCCAACACACUUCUUUCUGGGGCCAACAUUGUUUACAAUGGCAACCCUCUUAGUGAUCUUUCACUUACCGCCUUUCUGGACAAGUUCAUUGAAAAGAAACCAAAACAGAGCACAUGGCAUGGUGCCUCCGAAAUUGAACCUACUAAAAAGCUUGACACGAACAACCUGUUGAUUGGACCUGAAAUUCUCUCACUGGCAGAAAGUGAUGUGCCUCCGGAGGAUCUUGUGUUCCAUAGGUUCUACACCAACAAGAUGCAUUCCUCCAAUAAACCGAAAAAGAAGAAGAAGAAGAAGAAAGGAGCAGAGGACGAAACUGCUGAAGAGUUGUACGCCGUUGAUGGUGAAGAUGAUGAAAGCGACAAUGAAGCGAUUGAGAACAUGUUGGAUUCAUCAAAUCCUCCUUUGGAAAAUGAUGGAGAGUAUGAUUACGAUGAUUUGGACAACAUAGCCAAUGAAGAUGAUGAUGAGCUAAUUGGUCAGGUAAGUGAUGGGGAGCCGGAUCUCCCUUCUCAUGUUGCUGGUGGUGAACUCGAGGGUUCUGAGAUCAGCGGCUGGGAAGAUGAUGAUGGUGUUGAGGUAGGAUUAGGAGAAGCAGAUGAUGGGUGUAGUGAUGAGGACAGCUUCGACGAGAGGAGGAGGAGAGGAAAAUCAAAAUCACGUAGGAAUGCUUCGGCAUCGCCUUUUGCAAGCAUGGAAGAAUAUGAGCAUCUCAUCAUCAAUGACGGAAGUCCAGAAACAGAGGUUCCCAAUCAGAAGAAGCAUGUAAGCACCAAGAAGAAAAGGAGGACGUCCAAGUGAGGGGUCGGUCUAACAUGUUUUGCAGAUCUUUGCAAAUGUUGUCGUUGAGCUUUCUUACGUAUUGCCAUGUGUAAUGGGGUUUGUUCCCUUGAAAUUUUGCUAUAGCCGCAGUGGUCGUCCUGCUGAGUUGUAUAUUUUCCAUUGUGGUACUGUAUCACAACGAGAGAAAUGAAAAGAAACAGAUGCAUAAUCCAGUGGUAAUUUUGAUUGGGUCGGCAAGAAA
Coffea arabica (coffee) is the source of this 3420-nucleotide messenger RNA. Its product is annotated as protein SLOW WALKER 2. Gene Ontology annotation, cellular component: nucleus. Lineage: Eukaryota; Viridiplantae; Streptophyta; Magnoliopsida; Gentianales; Rubiaceae. The record is from RefSeq and is a predicted model, not a curated record.